AUGAACUUGCAGUCUCGCAUACAUCUCACCAGCAGUAGAAAUCACACAAGCCAGAUGAAGCUCUCACUCGCCGCUCUGUUUGCAGGUCUUGUGGCAGUAGCAACACCAGCCAAGAUCAUCAAGAAACAAACCUGGUUCACGGCCCAACGACCAUAUCCAUAUGGCAUCCCAGAUUACGAUACGCCUGCCUACGGUGGCUCGCCAACUCCUUCCGGCACGACAGCCUCGCCACCCUACCCAACUGCGAGCUCUUCUGCCUCUUCCGAAGGCUCGCCAGUCGGUGUGACCAACAGCUCUUCCGUUUAUGGCUCUACUGGCUUCACUCCGUUGUUCUCUAGCACCCCUAGGAUUGGCACAUGGACCACAUCAAUUUCGACCACGAAUAUCUCGCUCACCUGGCCUGUUACCCGCUCUGAGAGCACUCGCCCCGCCUGGCCUUUCACCACCACGGGCUCGACAGAAGGCAGUCCAGUCUCAGCUGGAUCAAGCAGCAGAGCUUGGCAUGGCAACUCGACCAUCACCAGCCUUUUAGCUCCCACUGGCCUGACCUCGACGCUGCUGACGACCAUCACCAGAAACACAACUGUGUAUCUCAGCUUCACCUCUUCCACUGGCUCUACCGCCUUUUCUAUCACGAGUCUUCCAGGGACAGGGACGGCCUAUCCCUCGCUCACUACACCUGUCUCAAGCAGCAGCGUACCAUACUAUAGUAACGACACUACCACCACCACCACAUCAGAGUCCACGCUCACUGUAACUGUGACCACGACUCUUUAUACCACCGCAAGUAACAGCACCACCACCACUCUUGACUCACCCAUCAUCGCCACCUCGAACUCAUCUUCCAUUCUCACUCCAACUGCUUACUACUCACUACCCUACACCACACUUCCUUGGACUGGACACAGCAGUAGUAGCAGCAGCAGCAGGAAAAACUCGCCAAUCAUCGCUAGCUCUACCACCACCACCAAUUCAUCCCAUCCAUCCAUCGGCUUCAGUAGUGGUUCACGCACUGGCACGUACGGCUUCACAACUUCAACCAUCUCGCAUUACUUUCCUCAUACGUAUGCCACUGCCGGACAAGGCAGUAGUAGUACUAAUAUAGAAGAAGAUUCUCCAGUAUCAGCUACGUCGAGAGCUUCGUCUGGUUUUGGCACUUCUGCCACGCCGACUGCGUAUGGAACGGGGACGGGGACGGAAAGUGGUGAUGGUGUGUUACCCUAUGGUCCUUCUAGCUCGACGGAGUAUGCUGGUCCGAGUGCUUAUGGAGCGUAUGGUGUUGAUGGUGAUGAAGGUGAUGUUUAG
Sphaerulina musiva SO2202 is the source of this 1305-nucleotide messenger RNA. RefSeq lists its product as uncharacterized. The coding region runs from base 1 to 1305 and encodes 434 amino acids. The transcript is spliced from 2 exons. Lineage: Eukaryota; Fungi; Ascomycota; Dothideomycetes; Mycosphaerellales; Mycosphaerellaceae. The record is from RefSeq and is a predicted model, not a curated record.